UGUCAGUGCAGGCAGCGAGCGGAAUGCAGCGGCCGGAGGCCUGGCCACGUCCGCACCCGGGGGAGGGGGCCUCGGCCGCCCAAGCCGGGGGCGCAGCGCCGCCCACCCGAGCCACGGAACAGCGGUUUCAGGAACCUUCUCUCUACACCAUCAAGGCUGUCUUCAUCCUAGAUAAUGACGGGCGAAGGCUGCUGGCCAAGUAUUAUGACGACACAUUUCCCUCCAUGAAGGAGCAGAUGGUUUUUGAGAAAAAUGUCUUCAACAAGACCAGCCGCACUGAAAGUGAAAUUGCAUUUUUGGGGGGCAUGACUAUCGUCUACAAGAGCAGCAUCGACAUCUUCCUGUAUGUGGUGGGAUCUUCCUCUGAGAAUGAGCUGAUGCUCAUGUCUGUGCUUGCCUGCCUGUUUGACUCUUUGAGCCACAUCUUAAGGAAGAACGUGGAGAAACGCUGGUUGCUGGAGAACAUGGACGGAGCCUUCUUGGUGCUGGAUGAAAUUGUAGACGGAGGGGUGAUUCUGGAGAGUGACCCCCAGCAAGUGAUCCAGAAAGUGAAUUUUAGGACUGAUGACAGUGGCCUAACAGAACAGAGUGUAGCCCAGGUUCUCCAGUCAGCCAAAGAACAAAUUAAGUGGUCGUUAUUGAAAUGAAGCUCUUGGAGUCGAGGCUCCUUCCUCAGAGAACUUUUGCCAGUCCCUGCGUAAGCCCCAAGAUCUCAAGAGGCAAGAGAGACCAACUCUGCCUUCUCAGGUUUCUCUCAGAACUGAUCCCCGAGGUCUCCUGCCAGGGAUUCUGAGACGCAAAAGCUUGGCCCCAGCUCUGUCACUCUCGCUCAGCAUCCUAGCCUGCCCUUGGAGCCAUGGGAACCAGCAAAGCUGCCUCCCCUUGGACUUCUGACAUCCUCUGCCCUAGGCCUUAAUAAACUUCCAAUUUUUUCCCCAAA
This is a messenger RNA of Mastomys coucha (southern multimammate mouse), 940 nucleotides long. RefSeq names its product COPI coat complex subunit zeta 2 (gene Copz2). Gene Ontology annotation, biological process: intracellular protein transport; retrograde vesicle-mediated transport, Golgi to endoplasmic reticulum; intra-Golgi vesicle-mediated transport. Gene Ontology annotation, cellular component: COPI vesicle coat. The transcript has 9 exons. Lineage: Eukaryota; Metazoa; Chordata; Mammalia; Rodentia; Muridae. The record is from RefSeq and is a predicted model, not a curated record. The coding region runs from base 24 to 647 and encodes 207 amino acids.